AUGAAAAAUGACACUCUUUUGGGGAACCGGCUUUGCUAUAGAAUUGAAAUUACUAAUGAUAAUGGACCAAUAUUGACUGUCCAUUUUGAAGGUGCAGAUGUGGAGUUAAAGCCUUUACAAACUUUCAAUCAACCGGUUAAAGGAUAUGAUAUUUACUGCUUUGCAAUUAUAAAUCAUGCAAAAACUGAAUUGGCAUAUUUGGGUGACCAAGGAUUAUAUGGCAACUAUGUUCAAGCUAAUUUUUUGAUUGGGUUUGACUUGGAAACAAGGAUGGUCUCCUUCAAGCUGACUGAUUGCACCAAACUGUAG
This is a messenger RNA of Quercus lobata, 309 nucleotides long. RefSeq names its product aspartic proteinase CDR1-like. The coding region runs from base 1 to 309 and encodes 102 amino acids. Gene Ontology annotation, cellular component: extracellular region. The transcript has a single exon. The record is from RefSeq and is a predicted model, not a curated record. NCBI's taxonomy places the organism in Eukaryota, Viridiplantae, Streptophyta, Magnoliopsida, Fagales, Fagaceae.